CGAGCCUUUUGUGUUUCACUUCUAAUAUCUCACAUAUCAAUAAUUGAGCGCGCGAGCAGACGGAACCCAUGCGCUAUGUAUUCAACUGCGCGCAAGCUCGGUAACGGCCUUGAUCCGCUUUCCAAAGGCUUUUCCACUACGGACUGAGAGGAGACCGUUGGAAGUACUGGUAAAAUAACAGUUCAGAGUCGGUAAGGGGAACUGUUUUUGUCUCGGUUUGAACAGUUUGGAAGGAAUUCAUUUUGCAGUGAGGAGAGGUUUGGAGUGACUUUGCUUUUCCGUGCGCGGCAGGGGAAUUGAACGGAAAACGGUUUGUAUCUUUGUGAGAAGACGGCUUUUAGGCUCAGAGUGAAGUUGGCAUGAUGUUGACGUUGGUGCUAGGCGCAGUGUGGCUAGUGUGCCAUUCAUACGCACAGAAUGAGACAGAACCCAUCGUGCUGGAGGGGAAAUGCUUGGUCGUAUGCGACUCAAAUCCCACCUCAGAUCCCACCGGGACGGCUCUUGGGAUAUCGGUGCGUUCGGGGAGCGCAAAAGUGGCUUUUUCCGUGGUGAGGAACACGAACCAUGAACCGUCUGAGAUGAGCAAUAAAACAAUGGUGAUCUACUUUGAUCAGGUACUUGUGAACGUUGGUAGAAGUUUCGACGAGGAAAGGAGCAAUUUCUUCGCCCCACGUAAAGGGAUAUACAGUUUUAAUUUCCACGUAGUGAAAGUGUAUAACCGUCAAACGAUCCAGGUGAGCCUGAUGCACAAUGGCUGGCCAGUUAUAACUGCCUUUGCUGGGGAUCAAGAUGUCACACGUGAAGCGGCCAGUAACGCUGUCCUGAUUCAAAUGGAGAAAGGUGACCGUGCCUACCUCAAGCUGGAGCGAGGCAACCUCAUGGGUGGUUGGAAGUUCUCUACAUUCUCUGGCUUCCUGGUCUUCCCCCUGUAGAGAGAUGCACACCACGGAGGGACUAUUGCUCUUUAGCUCGUCAGCUUCUGAGAGAUAGGAGGGAUAUUAGGGUGGAUGAGAGAUAAAAUCCUAGUAAGAAUGUAAUGUAAAAAAAAAUAUAUGGAAAGAGAAAAUUAUUGUGGCAGUCUCUCAGUUGCACUCACUUUGUGCUGCUGCUUUACUACAGCACUGGACAGCCAAAACUUUUUGUAUUAUCCUUCUAAUAAAUUAUAAUUGAAAUGAUAUGGAAAGAAAACAUACAGAGGAUAGUAUGC
Molecule: messenger RNA, 1207 nt
Organism: Xyrauchen texanus (razorback sucker)
Lineage: Eukaryota; Metazoa; Chordata; Actinopteri; Cypriniformes; Catostomidae
Product: cerebellin-1
Exons: 3
Coding region: 360-932 (190 amino acids)
Cellular component (GO): glutamatergic synapse; synaptic cleft
Molecular function (GO): protein binding
Source: RefSeq, a predicted model, not a curated record